Arabis nemorensis is the source of this 339-nucleotide messenger RNA. The record is from the annotation of a GenBank genome assembly. NCBI's taxonomy places the organism in Eukaryota, Viridiplantae, Streptophyta, Magnoliopsida, Brassicales, Brassicaceae.
AUGGCACGUACUCCUCAUAUAAAAGCAAUUGGAGUCGGAGUCAGAGUCAGAGGAGCUGCUGAAACUAACCUCAAUUUGACACAAGAGGAUGCAAAGCGCUAUCUGAACCAAGUCCAGAGAGCGUUUGCAAACAAAGUAGGAAAGUAUGCGACAUUCCGUGAGCUCUUGAUUGAUUUCAAGAAUCGCAGGAUCGGCAUACAUGCUUUGCUUUUCAGGGUUAAAGAGUUGCUUCAAGGACAUAACAAGUUGAUAGCUGGUUUCAACAAAUUCGUGCCAGAAAAUCAUGAACUGAAAAUCGAUGAGGAUGAUGACGAUCUACCAUGCGAUGAAGCCGAUUGA